Coniosporium apollinis CBS 100218 is the source of this 591-nucleotide messenger RNA. RefSeq names its product methionine-R-sulfoxide reductase SelR. Bases 1 to 591 code for a protein of 196 amino acids. NCBI's taxonomy places the organism in Eukaryota, Fungi, Ascomycota, Dothideomycetes. The record is from RefSeq and is a predicted model, not a curated record. Gene Ontology annotation, biological process: response to oxidative stress; protein repair. Gene Ontology annotation, molecular function: peptide-methionine (R)-S-oxide reductase activity. The transcript has 2 exons.
AUGCGCUUCUCCUUCCCGACACUCAUCCGCACGCUCUACGCCUUCAGCAACGCCACAUCGCGCACCAGCCCGCGCACCUUCAGCGCCCUCAGCAGACCCACAGUCCUGCGGUCCAUGCCCACAAUCCCCUUCAUCGGCUCUCUGUUCAGCAGCUCGUCCACCAGGAACAUGUCCUACCCGAUGCAAAAGUCGGACGACGAGUGGCAGGCGGUGCUCAGCAAGGAGCAAUUCCGCGUCCUCCGCAAACAAGGCACCGAAGCGCCCUACGUCGGAAAAUACGACAAGCACAUGCCCUCCUCCGGCGUCUACACCUGCGCCGGCUGCGACACGCCCCUCUACCGCGCGACCCACAAGUUCAAGUCCGGCUGCGGCUGGCCGGCCUUCUUUGACGCGCUGCCGGGCGCCGUGACGAGGCAUACGGACCGCACGUUUGGCAUGGAGAGGACGGAGAUUGUGUGCUCGAACUGCGGAGGGCAUCUGGGACAUGUGUUCAAGGGCGAGGGAUACCCGACGCCGACGGAUGAGCGACAUUGUGUUAAUAGCGUGAGCUUGAACUUUGGGUCGGAGGACAAGGUGGAGUCGAAGGCUUGA